CUCUCUCUCUCUCUAUAAAUUAAUCAGCACCUUUAAGCAAAACCGUGGGUCAUAUGUCAGUGAUUUCUCCGCUGCAUCCAACAAUGGUUUCAUCACAUGCAUUGAAGUUUGCUCUUCUCCUCUCAUCCUCCCUCAUUAUCCUCAACUUUUGUUCUGUUCCCGUCCAUGCCCUUAACAUCGGUAUUCAAGCUACAGAUAUCUCUGUCUCUGUGGGUAAAGAUUGCAGUAGAAAAUGUGAGUCAGCAUUCUGUCAAGUUCCUCCAUUUUUAAGAUAUGGUAAGUACUGUGGGCUAUUAUACAGUGGAUGCCCUGGGGAGAAGCCUUGUGAUGGCCUUGACGCUUGUUGCAUGAAGCAUGAUGCUUGUGUGCAAGUUAAAAACAAUGGGUAUCUAAGCCAAGAGUGCAGCCAAAACUUACUGGAUUGCAUGACUAACUUCGAAAACUCAGGAGCCCAUACGUUUAAGGGGAGCAGCUGCCAAGCUGAUGAGGUGAUUGAUGUUAUUUCUGCUGUCAUGGAAGCUGCUUUACUUGCUGGAAGAUAUCUUCAUAAGCCUUAGACUAAAGUCUAUCUCCUUCCUCAAGAGCAAGAACUUCAGUUUGUUUUUGUUUUCAGUCUUUCUUCCCUCUCUUCUUCUAAGUUUUUGGAACACAACUAUUUAACCCAUUCAUUUCAUUGGGGGCAAAAGUUUUUCUUUUCUUCACUUUUUCCUUUGUUACAAAAACUGACGUGACAAUGUGCAUUAUACUCGUCACAUCAGCCAUUAAAAUGUAAACUGUCAUGUGACAAUUCACAUGACAUUUACUACAUUUAUAAGCCAAUGUGGCAAUCCACGUGAAUAAUACUUAUCACGUCAUUAAAAUGUAGACUGUCAUGUGAAUUUGUAAUUUUUUUUUUAAUAAAAGCUAUAGCAACUCUAGCAUUUUUCACUGA
Messenger RNA from Corylus avellana, 931 nucleotides. RefSeq names its product phospholipase A2-alpha. NCBI's taxonomy places the organism in Eukaryota, Viridiplantae, Streptophyta, Magnoliopsida, Fagales, Betulaceae. The record is from RefSeq and is a predicted model, not a curated record. Gene Ontology annotation, biological process: arachidonate secretion; phospholipid metabolic process. Gene Ontology annotation, molecular function: A2-type glycerophospholipase activity.